AUGUUUCCGCUGCAGCACAUCGAAGGGCUCUACUCGCUGCCCGAUUACCUAACACUGCAGCAUCCCUUUCUCAAUCCUUACCUAUCCAACAUCUUCCUUCCUCUUCCGUUGAAAUUGCAUCAUGAACCGCGACCGGAGAAACCGCCGUACUCUUACAUCGCUCUGAUCGCGAUGGCCAUCGGUUCUUCGCCGAAGCAGAGACUCACGCUCAGUGGAAUCUACAGGUUCAUCAUGGAUAACUUUCCGUACUACAGGGAUAACAAACAGGGAUGGCAGAACUCGAUCAGACAUAAUCUCAGUCUGAACGAUUGCUUCGUGAAAGUGCCAAGGGAUAAAGUCGGUCCCGGCGGUCCGGAGCAAGCAGGUGGCAAGGGAAGCUAUUGGAUGCUGGACCCGAAAGCUGAUAACAUGUUCGAAAAAGGAAACUAUAGAAGAAGGAAGACCAGGAGGCAGAGGAUUGCCGAUUGUAGUGCUGCUCUGUAUCAUCAGGAGUCAGUGACGCUGAAGGAAUUGACAGCUUCCUUAAUGCCAUCGUUAUCAGCGCCAUCUCCGAGCAGCCAGUCAAUUAGCGAUCGGCCAAUGGAGGAGGCGUCGAUGAUGUCGUCGCGCGAAUCGUCGAUUGGUUCGAUGGUCGUUUCGUCGACGUCGCAGUGCAAAAGCAAAAAUUCGCGUCUGUUUACCAUUGAAAACCUAAUAAAAUCAGACGAUAAACUUGAUUAA
This is a messenger RNA of Nicrophorus vespilloides, 720 nucleotides long. Its product is annotated as fork head domain-containing protein FD2-like. The record is from RefSeq and is a predicted model, not a curated record. NCBI's taxonomy places the organism in Eukaryota, Metazoa, Arthropoda, Insecta, Coleoptera, Silphidae. Gene Ontology annotation, molecular function: DNA-binding transcription factor activity, RNA polymerase II-specific; RNA polymerase II cis-regulatory region sequence-specific DNA binding. Bases 1 to 720 code for a protein of 239 amino acids. Gene Ontology annotation, biological process: regulation of transcription by RNA polymerase II; anatomical structure morphogenesis; cell differentiation. The transcript has 2 exons.